UGGAAGAUGGCAGAACAUAUUUCUGAAAACAUGGAAAAGGUCGAUUUAGACGGAAAUGUGCCGAAAACAGACGAAAAAAACCAUGUUGGGGAUGAUGAUGAUGAUUUUGUUGAUCCGUGGAAUGUAGAGAGCAAAUCUGCUAAGGGAAUCGAUUACGAUAAACUAAUCAAGAAAUUUGGUAGUACAAAGAUAGACUCGGAGCUCAUUGAGAAGAUGGAGAGGGUCACCGGUAAACCUGUACACCACCUGCUGAAGCGAGGCAUCUUCUUUUCACACAGAGAAAUGCACAACAUCCUGAAUUUGUAUGAGCAAGGCAAACCGUUCUACCUGUACACUGGCCGAGGACCAUCCUCCACAUCACUACACAUGGGACAUCUUAUUCCAUUCAUGUUCACAAAAUGGCUUCAGGAGACGUUCGACGUUCCCCUUGUCAUCCAGUUGACCGACGAUGAGAAGUUCCUGUGGAAAGACCUGAAGCUUGAACAGGCCAAGAAACUAGCCUUAGAAAACGCCAAAGAUAUAAUCGCUUGCGGCUUUGAUCCUGAGAAAACCUUUAUUUUCUCUGAUCUUGAUUAUAUUGGGCAAUCGACAGCAUUUUACCAGAACAUGGUUCGAGUCCAGAAGUGUGUGACAUUCAACCAAGCACGAUCGAUAUUUGGUUUCGGCGACAGUGAUUGCAUAGGAAAGAUUAGUUUUCCUUCAAUACAAGCAGCACCAGCAUUCAGUAGCUCUUUUCCACAGAUCUUUAACGGCAAGAAGGAUAUACCCUGUCUUAUUCCAUGCGCUAUUGACCAGGACCCAUAUUUCCGAAUGACAAGAGAUGUAGCCCCUCGCCUCAAAUAUAAGAAGCCAGCAUUGAUGCACUCGACAUUCUUCCCAGCUCUCCAGGGUGCUCAGACCAAAAUGAACGCCAGUGAUCCAAAUUCAGCAGUCUUCAUAACGGACACGAAUAAUCAAAUUAAAAAUAAGAUCAAUAAAUAUGCUUUCUCCGGCGGUGGUAUGACUGUUGAGGAACAUCGGAAGAAUGGUGGUAACUGUGAUGUAGAUAUACCCUAUCAGUAUCUCACUUUCUUCCUCGAAGAUGACGUGAAGCUGGCACAAAUAAAAGAGGAUUAUUCUUCGGGAAAGAUGCUGACCGGGGAAAUCAAGAAAGAGUUGAUCACAAUACUACAGGACCUUGUAUCAGAACACCGAGAAAGACGUACUAAAGUUACAGAUGAUGUUGUAAAACAGUUCAUGACGCCACGAAAACUUAAAUUCGAUUAUUAACAAUGGUGACACUUAGGGUAUUAUUGUAGUUAAGCUGCCUUUGAAUGAUUGAAUAGUAGAGGUGGGUUUGUGAGAUGUCUUGGAACCAGGGGCUGUACCAUGGUGGGGGCCAAAUGAUUUGGUGUAACUAAAUCAUAAGAUUGGUUGUUAGUUGGGUUUUCCCGGUGAAGUGUGAGUUAAAAUGUUCCUUCUUCACUUGGUCCAUUCGAGACCUCCAAAUGAAUUCACCACAGUCGUUGAGCUGAUUAAUUAACUAUUCUCUCAUCCAAAAGGUGGUUUCUCACUUCUAUUUAAUCAACUUUUUAAAUAUGAUAAUUUAUUUAUUACAUUUGCUUGGUGAAGUUCAGGUAUUCUAAAACACCUUCUUGCAGUGUUAUGUCAUUUUCAGGCUUCUUAAUUGCAUGCUCACUUUAAGUUUAUUGUGCCCAAAUUUACAGAUCGAGAAAUAGGUCUUGGGGUCGCAUCCAUAGCAGCUUGGCACAGAAUAUGAAAGCAGUCAAAAUGACAUUUCAGUAUCCAACUGGAGCUGUUUUAGAAUAGAUAUUGAUACCUCACUGUCGGCAUUUGUUGUCUCUCCAAACACUGCUGUGGUGGAGCUGUCUUUGUGAAGAGCCUUGAUUUUGGCCUAUCUUUGAGCUCCUCCCUCGCAGUGUUUUGUGAGACAAGCAAAGAUUCUCGAGUUUAGAUCUGAUGCCUCUGUUCUAUCUCAUCAUGACAUUCUAUUCAUCAUUCUUCAUGAAGUACAGCCGUGCCAGUGUGUGUGCAUCUCUUUUAGUAUACAAGUGGUUAUCUGUCUUCACAUUUUAGGGCCUCUCAGUUACACCAAAUACACAUCCUUUAACAGUUUGUGGUCCAAAUUAAGGGGGGGGGUCAAAAUAGCCCCCUUUUUUCUUUUUUUUAAUCCUGGAUCAUUAUUUUUAGGUUGAAAUUGUCAAAUCUGCUCCAAAACGCUUUUAAAUGAUGUUGCAUAUCGAGUUGGUCAAAUGAUUAUUCAAAAAACCCGUUGUUUUGCACAAACAGACAUUUUGAAAUGACUGUAAAAUCCUAUUAAAGGAAAGCAGUGUGUCCCAAAAGAUCUACAAUGUAAUUGAGAGGCCUGGUAGAAGCCUUAUUGGCAAUAUUGUACUUGACACUGAUUGUAUAUUUCUUAGUUUUGACUUAAUCAUAGCAGUUCAAAGUAGAUUCUAUGUUAAAUUUUCAAAUGUACAGGUAGGCUAUACAUGAUGAAUACACAAGAAAAGCUGAUGGUAUAUGCUGCCUACUAGUAAUUUUUGGUUCCGCCAUUCAUCAAAGAUUGGAAAUUUGUGAUUGAAUUUGAAAAGUUCCGAGUGCUUAAAUGUGUAGAAACUAUUAUUUUCCAUAUUGCUGUUGUUGAGACAGACCUGCAAAUUCUAUAAAUACCAGGUUUCAGCUGAAGGCCACAUGAAAAAAAUUGAUCGUCCCUGCCCAACCCCCGAAAAUUGCCCUGACCCCUGUUUUUCAAUUCCCCCCAAGUUUUUUAAAAAGGUUAGAAAAUGCGCCAUUGACUCCCAAUCUAAAAUAUUCGCACCUUCCGAACUUGUCCGAGCAGACCGAGUGCUACCUGGAAACAUUUGGAUCGAUCAAUACUAUAAUCUGAAUGGGGCAUUGCAAAUGCAUUUGUGCAUCUAAAGUGACAGCUACAUUAGUCUUUACAAGGACACAAAAGCACUGCGACAAGAUAAUUCCAAAUCAAUCGUACCUAUUAUAUCCCCUUUGUAAUAAAUGGAAACAAAUCAUGUGAAAAAACUAUGCCUCAGUGGCUAAACAUUGUUAAUUGAUCGUAACAGUAGACGCUUCAGAGGAAAUAUUUUUUUGGAAUUGCAAGUAUGUACUUGUACCAUUCAGAAUGAUAAUUCAUUCUUUUCAGGUUGGGCCGAUAAUUGUGAUCCUCCUCAUAUGAUUGUAAACUUAAUGAUGUACUCUUACUUGUCGCCAGACCUUUCAUGUGAAAUAUGUGCAAUCAAGAAAAUCAACAAAUAAAACAACAUUGGUAAAUGUCGAGAAGUUUGGAGUACUUUUGUUCAUAUAUACUUUCACUUUCCUCCUUAGACAAAAAAGUCUCCUAGGAAUAACAGCGCCUGAGAUCUUCAUCAUGACAUAAUCACAUCUCGAGUCCUUUGAUGGAUGUUGGUCAAGUUUCGACUUUCCAGUUUGGCCAAGUUGAUGGAGUGUCUUCAUGGAUGUGACAUUGACUGCACUUUUUAAGGUGACAUUCCAUAUCAACAAGUCAAAUUCAACAACGGCUCUUGGUUGCCGAUUUGUCCUCUGUCGCCGUUGGGACAGACCAA
Lineus longissimus is the source of this 3578-nucleotide messenger RNA. Its product is annotated as tryptophan--tRNA ligase, cytoplasmic-like. Gene Ontology annotation, cellular component: cytoplasm. Gene Ontology annotation, molecular function: ATP binding; tryptophan-tRNA ligase activity. Lineage: Eukaryota; Metazoa; Nemertea; Pilidiophora; Heteronemertea; Lineidae. The record is from RefSeq and is a predicted model, not a curated record. Gene Ontology annotation, biological process: tryptophanyl-tRNA aminoacylation. Bases 7 to 1269 code for a protein of 420 amino acids. The transcript has 8 exons.